Molecule: messenger RNA, 3788 nt
Organism: Blastomyces gilchristii SLH14081
Lineage: Eukaryota; Fungi; Ascomycota; Eurotiomycetes; Onygenales; Ajellomycetaceae
Product: protein phosphatase PP2A regulatory subunit B
Exons: 7
Coding region: 1004-2428 (474 amino acids)
Biological process (GO): peptidyl-serine dephosphorylation
Cellular component (GO): protein phosphatase type 2A complex; cytosol
Molecular function (GO): protein phosphatase regulator activity; protein binding
Source: RefSeq, a predicted model, not a curated record
GUUAUAGUUAAACAACCACCAGAAAGAUCAUCAUCCUGAAAGCACCCUUAGCCAGGAUUGAAAUAAAAACAAGAAGAAAUAGAGAUCAUCCAAGCUAGUCGAUAUAUUUACUACGCAGUACAGCGGCGUAUCCAAACCAAGUGGGAUAAGUUAACUAAUAAAUAAGAGAGGUAUUUCCGUGUACCUCCCCCGCACCAAAAGCGCCGCCCGGUACCUGUGACGACACCCAGCAACCAUUUUUUUUCCCUCUCGUUGGUUCGAACUCGCUUUUCUUUUCCCGCUUCGAUCGCCAACUCAACUCUGUCUUGUCUCUUGUUCUUGUCUUUUGGCUGCGUUCUUAAAUAACUAAGUUACUAUAAUACGCAAGUAACUAGUAACUUAACUUAAGUAACUGACUACCUAUCCGUCUUCAUCUUCUGCUUCUCUCCCAUUGCUCUACUCUGCUCCAACAAUAAUCCAUAGACCCAUCUCUUUUUCCUUUUACUCUUCAGUUCGUGAUUGCUCGCUCUAGUUAGCUCUCCCUGGCUUCUCCCCUCUUCUUCCCGAUCCUCUUUACUUAAAGUUAUCCAUCCCACUACGGUCGCGACACCAGCCAGUUUACAUUCGACCCGCUUAGUUACCCUCUCCCAAUCCCACCCCAGGAUCACCACCCUCAACCACACAGCUCUCGUCUAUAGACCGCAAUCACUUCUUCUGCUUCAACGACCGCUACCUUUCCUUUCCGUCUCUUUUCUCGAUAGCCUACGCUACGCCUAUUCUCCGCUUAUCUCCAUCCCUCCCUCUUCUCUCCGUUUGUCUUCCUCCCCCCGCCAUUUCGUGCCAGCUAUCCACCCUGGUCACCGUCCCUGCUCGCCCACGCCGCCCCGACAUCUGCCAAUCUCAACACGCUGAACCCCGCAGAUAAGAACAGAGGGAAAAUAAUCACACAGGCCCCACGACCUGUCAGAGCUUUUGAUUUUGCCCGUGUCACAGCCCAUCACUUAGGGUUGUCGUUCUUAGAAAGAUGGUAGACGGAGAUCCAGGUUCACCUACCUGGAAGUUCACACAAUGCUUCGGCGAUAAGGGCGAUGUGGAAGAUAUCACAGAUGCUGAUAUCAUAUCCACGGUCGAGUUCGAUCACACUGGAAAUUACCUCGCAACGGGCGAUAAAGGAGGACGAGUUGUAUUAUUUGAGAGAAACGAGACAAAAAAAACAUGCGAAUAUAAAUUCCAUACCGAGUUCCAAUCUCACGAGCCAGAAUUCGAUUACCUAAAAUCUUUAGAGAUUGAAGAGAAAAUCAACAAAAUAAAAUGGUGCAGAAGGCAAAAUGCAUCCCAUUACCUCCUUUCGACCAACGAUAAGACAAUAAAGCUUUGGAAGGUGUUUGAUAAGUCGUUAAAGGUCGUUGCCGAAAAUAACCUCUCCCAUGAUCUGACUCCGGCAGGCGCCGUGGCUGGAGGCGGCAUGCCGCGCGCCCCGCACAUUUCCUUCCGUGAUGCGUCCUCUCUCAAGCUACCUCGCCUUACGCAUCAUGACACUGUAGUCGUUGCAGUUCCUCGACGUAUCUACGCUAACGCCCACGCCUACCACAUCAAUAGCAUAUCGGUGAACAGUGACGGUGAAACGUUCAUCAGCAGCGAUGAUCUUCGAAUCAACCUGUGGAACUUGAAUAUCCAAGACCAAAGCUUCAAUAUCGUUGAUAUUAAGCCCGCGAAUAUGGAAGAACUAACAGAAGUUAUUACAGCGGCGGAGUUCCACCCAACUAGUUGUAAUUGGUUCAUGUAUGCCAGCUCCAAGGGAACUAUCAAACUCGCAGAUAUGAGGCAGAGUGCUCUCUGCGAUCAGCAUCACAAACAAUUUGAGCAAGAAGAAGAUGCGUCCGCACGUUCAUUCUUUUCCGAAAUCAUCUCUUCCAUUUCUGAUGUCCGCUUCUCGAAUGAUGGACGCUACAUAUUAUCUCGCGACUAUCUAACGGUCAAAAUAUGGGAUGUCAACAUGGAACGGCAACCUAUAAAAACUAUCCCGAUCCACGAGCACCUCCGGCCCCGCCUAUGCGAUACGUAUGAAAACGACAGCAUCUUUGACAAAUUCGAGGUAGUGUUCUCCGGCGAUGCGGAGAAUGUCAUGACGGGUAGUUACAACAAUAAUUUCAUGAUCUAUCCCUCUGAUCCCAACAAGGAGACCGAAGUUGUUCUUCAGGCGGAUAAGACUGCAUUCAAAGCAAAGAAAGUUGGAGUACCGACUCCCAUCAAUUCUUCCGCGUCAACUAAUAAGAAGGGCGGAUCGAGGGCUGGUAGUCCUGCGGGUGCCGGUGGACGGAUGAAGAAAGAAACGGACGCAGACCAGAUUGAUUUCAACAAGAAGAUCUUACAUAUGAGUUGGCAUCCUUUCGAGGAUAGCAUUGCGAUCGCGGCUACUAACAAUCUAUUCGUGUUCUCAGCUUUGUGAGUCCGAGGAGGUGAAAGAGGGAAAAUGGAAAAAGCAAAUUAAUGAGAAAAGAGAAACAAUGCUGGUAGUGCCGCUUCACCAUGCUUUCUGCCCUUGAUUAUAAUCUCCCGGUCCUGCAAAACCCCAAUCAUCCAUCUCUCUAUUGCAUACACCUACUACUACUACUACCUUCUUCAGCAAAAAACCCCGCAGUCCAGUUUAAUUCGUGCUAUCAGGGUAUUGGCAGCAGGCCUUCCGCCAGCAAAAUACAAUUUAUUUCCUUUCCAGUCUUAAACUUUCCCUACCCCUCGCAGUCCCAUCCAUCUACUCUCUUCGUGUCAUGUUACGCCCCAUUUCUCCUCAUCCCGCGUAUGAUUUUUUGUCUCUAAUUGCCGCGAGGGAAGGAAAAGCAAACAACCAUUUAUAAACUAGGCCAGAUAAUUGCGUUGACUUACUGUCGUUGCAAGGGGGGGGGAGGGGGAGAAAAGGAGGAGAAAGGAGAGAAAACCAGUUGCUGUGUGUGAUAUGUAUGGAUGGUAUAGAGGGUUUAGUAAAGGAUCUCAAAGCUGUUAGAAGUCCUCCCCCCUCCAUCCCCCCUACCCCCUAAAAAAUCCGUCCCACCUCCACCUCACCGUCCGCUACCUAGCACCCAGCCAGCCCUGUUGAUGCCAAGCAAAAAUGAGAAUUGAGGAUUGAAAUGAAGAUAUUCUAUCGGUUUUUUUUUUCUUUCAUCGUUUGUCGAGCCGCUUUUUGUGUGCAUGUUACAAUUUCUUUCUCUCACUUUUCUCUUUUGUUGAAGUAAAACCAGACAGAGGGACGGAGGGGAGGAAAUGGGAGAGAAAUAAUAUAAAUAAAUAAUAAUGUCUUUUGAACCAUCCAAAAUACCCAGCGGCGCCAUAUAAUAAAUAUAUAUAUACCCUUCUUUCUUUUCUUUUCCCCACAACCCCCCCCCCCCUUCUCUCUCUCUGAAUUACCAUUCCUGUGCAUGCAUUAUAGUUCUUUCGGCGUAUUUCCUACUCAGUAGACUUCCCUGCUCUUCCUUCCCCACCCGGACCCGCCCCCUUUAUUUAGUUCGCUGGGGAAAGGAGAAAGGGAGAGACGGGAAGUCAAGACGAAUUGAAUAAUCACCAAGAAAUACAGCGCAAGGACAGGGGGCCCGAUAUGGCGUGUUCGGCUUAGAUUAUAGACUAUGGGAGGAGAACGAAAGGAGAGGGAAAAACUUUUCAUGCAUACAGACGGUCUUUGCGGAUUGGGGUGGGUAGUGGUCUCGAAGGAACGGGGAAUGGAGAAGGAUGGUUAGUAGUAGGGCGCUUGGGGCUUUCUUUCUUUCUUUCUCCUGCUAUUCUCGUUCUUUUUUCGCCUGCUUUCUUUUACGAUCUGC